Molecule: messenger RNA, 1600 nt
Organism: Hydractinia symbiolongicarpus
Lineage: Eukaryota; Metazoa; Cnidaria; Hydrozoa; Anthoathecata; Hydractiniidae
Product: protein jagunal homolog 1-A-like
Exons: 1
Coding region: 38-574 (178 amino acids)
Biological process (GO): endoplasmic reticulum organization; vesicle-mediated transport
Cellular component (GO): endoplasmic reticulum membrane
Source: RefSeq, a predicted model, not a curated record
AUAAUCACAACUGAUUUUCUCUAGAAUAAGAUUAAAAAUGGCUUCCAGAGCAGGACCAAGAGCAGCAGGGACAGAUGGCUCGGACUUCUCUCAUCGUGAGAAAAUUGUCAAUCACUACAAAGUGAGUGCAGACCUGAAAAAAAGUGUUCAGAAAUGCUUGAUUCCUCACAUGCUGAUUGCAGUGCUUUAUGUAGCAAAACAAGUAGCUGUAUUCCUGGGAUCAACCUAUUUUCAACAUUUAGUGUACUGGGAACAGAUCUGGCUGAUCAGUGGAUUUUGUGCAUUUAUUGCGUUUGGUGGAAUGCCAAAAAACGACAUGAAGCGACUGUGGGUGUAUAUCAUUGGUAAUUUGUUUUUUGGCUUAAUACCAUUGUUUCUUGGUGCGCUUGAAUUAGUUAACCAAGUCCAAAUUGAUUUUAAAGAUGUUAAGAAAGUUCCGGUAACAUGGAAAAAUUCGCCAAUGAAAAUGGCAAUGAUAGCUGUGUGUAUUUCUUGGCAAGUUUCAGGUCUAGUUCAAGGGUUUCGACUUCUUAACACAUGGAAAUCAAUGAGUGGCAAAAAGAAGGAGAGUUAAAAGCAUAUAAUUCACAAACCAUUAUACAAAUUUAUAUGUGAAUAGGACAAAUAUACACUGUUUUGUUGUUGUUGUUUUCUGUUUGACUCUUGGAUAAAAAAAAUGUGUGAUGGAAUUUUUAUUACAUAUAACAAAAUAUUAACGUUAUUAUUUAUUAAAGUCUUUAAAAGUCGAACCUUACAAGAUUAUUGACUUUAUCUUUAGGAUCUAGUAUUAUAAAUAGUGCCUUUGCCACCAAUUUACUGUUAAGAGUUUGCCACACUAUUGUUAAAGAAAUCAUUACCACAGUAAUUAGGGGUUGAAGGGUGGGGGAGGGCAUUAGAAAUAAUUUUGUUUUUGGGAGCUUCUUUAGGUAGUGCCACACAAAAUGUUUUGAUUUGCUAUUAUAUUCUUUCUUUUUCUCCAUGGCAAACUUUCUUCUAUGUUGUUUAUGUUUAAAAUCCAGAGUAUCUAGCAAAAAACGGGUUUUUUAACUUUUUUAUAUAUAUUUUAAACCCACUUAUUCUGGACUUUAAAAUUAGAUAUAUCAAAUCGGAAUGAGAGUCUAAAUUAGCAUUAAGCUCCUGAUAAAAGCGGUUUUGUUAGUUAUUUUUGUGGCACUCCCUAAUGACACUGGAAACAUGUUACAUUCAUUCAAGAAUAAGGUGUAAAAUACUUUUCUAAUUGUCACUGCAAUAAAAGGCAAAGAAAGCACAAUUAUUUUUGCAUAACAUUUUGUUAUUUUGCUCAACAUUUUCUAAAAGUAACAUACCAUGCAAUUUCGAAGCAGUACCAAUCGAAUUUAAUUAAAACCUCUUUAACCAAGUGUAUAUGCAUCAUAUUACAGAUUUCCGAAAUGUACUGUUGCUAUGAAGUAAAAUAUAAACGUAUUUAUAUGUUGUAUAUGUGGAACAUUAGAUAAUUUUAUUUGUAUUAUUAGGGACUAGGUUAUUUUGCUGACUCAAGUUAUUUGUUUUUAAGAUUUCAACAAUGUAUUGUCCAUAGUUCUGUUUUUCUAAUUUGAAAAAAUGCAAGUAGAUCAGCUGA